UUGAUAUGAUUUAAAAUAAUACACACGCUUUUCCAAGCCCCAUGUGAGCUGCUCUCCAACCUUUUGCCCUACACACACUAACCAGUCUGUGCCUAAAAGAUUUGCCCAUCCUCUAAUCAUAUAAGCGCCUCUUCAGGAAAAUCAGGAUAAAAGCUUCUCUCUCUCUCUCUCUCUGUGUCUCAGCCACCCUGGUUCUGUCAAAAUUUUAACUUUACCUGUGUCCCAAAAUGGUUUUUAUUAUUUUACAAGAACUUCCAUGGGUUUUGCACUAUUUGUGGUUCUGGUUCUGAGGGUCUCAUUUAUAAGGUAGUUUUUUGUUUUCAAAAAAAAAGUUGUGUAAUUUUCAUACGGUACCUGGUUUUUCUCGUGCCGUGUGCUUCAGGCUAUAAGAAAGAUAUUUAUAAUGUGAAUUUCCACAAAAAGGAGGAGUUUUCUAUGCUGUUCAAUAAGGGUCUUCUUCUGGGGUUUCUGUGUUUUAUUUACUUAUUUAUUUUUUUUCUUAGUAUUGAAAGCAUAUUUAAUAUUAAUUUCCUAAAGUAAAAAUAUUCUAGUAUUGGAUUUUAUUAGAUUUCAAUUUUUUUGCAUUUAAGUUUCUUAUCAUUUUGGUUCUUCUGCUUCUGAUAUUUUUUCCUUUAGAGAUAAUUCAUUUCAUAACGGGUAAGUUAGAAUCUUUGGACUGAUUUAUAAAUCCAGGUUUCUAUAGCCCUUCUGCGGAUGUGAAAUUCCUAGGCAAAAGAAGAAAAAAAAUGACAUCUUUCAGUGGGUUAGGUCUUAGUCUGAGCAUAGUUUUUGGUUGUCUUUUACUGGCACUAGUUGCAGAGCUCUACUAUUUGUUAUGGUGGAAGAAGAAAAGAAUCACAGACAGAGAGAUUGAAGAUGAAUACAGAAACUUUGCAAAGGAACUCUUUCAUUCCGUUUGCUGGAAGAGACCCUCUCCUGUGCACACAAAUGAGACUAAAGAAAUUAGAGACCACCACCCAGAUGCCAUUAUUAAUGGUCAUGAACCUGACCUUGAACUUGGUGGUUCUACAAAGGAUUUGCUGCUCAAGACCAAUGGAGAAGAAGGUGUUGAAUCAGAGCUCAUGAGACUUCACAAUCUUGCUGGUCCACCAAGAUUCCUCUUCACCAUUAAAGAGGAAACCAAGGAAGAUUUGGAAUCUGAAGAUGGGAAAUCCAGAGGAGAUAGAAGCAGAAAAGGGUCAAGAACAAGAAGCUUGAGUGAUCUUAUAGUUGCUGUGGAUACUCCAUUUCUCACCCCUUUGGCUUCCCCACCGUUAAAGUCCUCUCCUUUGAAUCCUCUGGAUUCUUACAAACACCAUGGAUUCAAUCCCCUCUUUGAAUCAACAACAACUGAAGCGGAGCGGUUUAAAUCUUCACCACCUCCAAAGUUCAAGUUUCUGAGAGAUGCAGAGGAAAAACUGUAUAGAAGAUUGAUGGAAGAAGCUGAGAAAAGGGCAUCUCAGAACUGUGGCUCUGCUGCUCAAGAUUCCAUGGCUAAAACUCAAGCUCCAUUCAAUUCAACUACGGUUGCAGAAGAUCAGAAAGAUGGAUCUUUUUUAACAUUCAUUGUUGGGAAGAACAAAGAGAGAGAGCUUAAUCAUCAUCAUCAUCAUAGACCACAGUACUCUUCAAGCUCUUCCCAGGUACUUCCAUUGGCUUCUUCUCCUACAGCUUUCAGACCACUGGACAAGAAAUCCACUGUGCAAUAGAUCUUUCAUAAAACCUCUUAGAUCGUUUGUUAAUUCUUUUAGUCUUUUUAAAAUUUUCAAGAUAGAUGUUACAUGUGUAUUAAUCCAGAAAGAAGAAAGGUAUUUUUCUUCACUAA
Ziziphus jujuba (common jujube) is the source of this 1825-nucleotide messenger RNA. RefSeq lists its product as uncharacterized. The record is from RefSeq and is a predicted model, not a curated record. The transcript has a single exon. Lineage: Eukaryota; Viridiplantae; Streptophyta; Magnoliopsida; Rosales; Rhamnaceae. The coding region runs from base 747 to 1709 and encodes 320 amino acids.